Thalassophryne amazonica is the source of this 1196-nucleotide messenger RNA. It is a transcript of the gene tmem267, whose product is annotated as transmembrane protein 267. The coding region runs from base 130 to 864 and encodes 244 amino acids. NCBI's taxonomy places the organism in Eukaryota, Metazoa, Chordata, Actinopteri, Batrachoidiformes, Batrachoididae. The record is from RefSeq and is a predicted model, not a curated record. The transcript has 3 exons.
CUAAAGCAUCUUUUAGAGUCACCUUCCUGCCACGACCCGCCGUAGAAGAAAUUGUGAAGACGGUGCGAUGAGUCCACCUGAGUCUUGCUGACCUUCGGUGGUGAUUGGCCGGUGCAGCUGUCUGUCAUCAUGCAAGGCUUCUACUCCAAGCUUGACUCCUCCUCCUCUGCCUCCUUACUGGGGGUCAGAGGUAACGGGGCUGCUGUCCCACUUAGCCUGGCUGUGGAGACAGAGAAAGCUCAAGCCCUCUUGCAGACAUUUAGCUCCGCCUCUCUCCUGGCGUCUGCGGGACUGGGUGUGUUCUGCGUGGUGGCUGACCACGCCCUCCAGCUGUCAGUCAUUCAGCAGCACCUUUGGCUGCGUGCCAGUCUGGACAACGCAACGCAUGGAUUGGUGGGUCUGUGGUCGUGGGCAGUGGUUAUUGGACUCAGAAAACGAAGCGAUGUGUAUGAGAUGCUGUUGGCCGGCCUGCUGGCGUCCAUCAUCGAUGUGGAUCACUUCUGCAUGGCCGGCUCGCUGUCACUCAAGGCUGCCGUUUCUCUCACUCAGCGUCCUCCACUCCACUGCUCCUCCCUCAUCCCCAUCCUCUGUCUGUCCCUCCGCUUCCUCAUGUGGAUUGGGCGUCUCAAAGAUGCCUGGUGCUCCUUGCCAUGGAUGCUGUUCAUCGCUAUGGCAACACACCAUGUUCGGGACGGCGUGCGCCACGGCCUGUGGGUGUGUCCGCUUGGCAGCACAGCACCUAUUCCUUAUUGGCUGUAUGUCAGUACCACGGCAACACUUCCUCAUCUCUGUUCAGUGCUCAUGUACCUGACAGGAACCAGGGACAUGAUCUCCAGCAAACACGGGAUCGCCAUCGACGUCUAGCGCUGCUGCAUUGGAAGAAUUCUGGAGGAAUAAGAGCGUUUAGAUAAUUGAACCUACUGAUGGAAACAUCUGUUAACGUGCUGACAGGGUCGUGCUGGGUUCCUUAGUUCUGUUUGUUAAUUCAGGUGUUUCAUCACUAAAAGUUGUAUUACCCCAAAUUCAUCCAAGCAACUCGUCUGACACUGGCUGGAAUUUUAUUAGUUAAUUUUGUUCUUCUUUAGGGUGCUCCCAGUAGGGGGCACCACAGCAGAUCAAUCGUUUCCAUCUCAUCUUGUCCUCUGUAUCUUCCUCUGUCACACUAACCACCUGCAUGUCCUCCCUCAGCACAUUCA